Molecule: messenger RNA, 420 nt
Organism: Loa loa (African eye worm)
Lineage: Eukaryota; Metazoa; Nematoda; Chromadorea; Rhabditida; Onchocercidae
Exons: 5
Coding region: 1-420 (139 amino acids)
Source: RefSeq, a predicted model, not a curated record
AUGGCACCAGAUGCGAUAAAAUUGGACAACGUGAAGCGGCAAGGAUACGUGCAUGUGCUGGAAGACAAUUCCCACAAUAGUGUUAAAAUUGAUAAUACAGAAAAUAUAGAAUUGAUUGUUAAUAAUAUACAAACAAGCGUUAUUCAUCAUCAUGUACUAAGAGAACAAUACCAAAAAUUCAUUGAAUUUGAUAUGAAGCCGCUAAUAAUGAGAGUAGCAAGUGAUACAAAAGAACCAAAUCGUUUGGUGCAUGUGAAAAAAAAAGAGCCUAAUCGCGGAUUUCUGAAUCUUUUAUUUGGCAAACGAAGUAAUGUUGGAAAUAAACGAAAAGAUUUCCAAUUAAUUGAUAAAUUCGACAAUUGUAGUUUUAUUUUUGCUUAUGUUGACAAAAAUUUCAAAAUGCUGUCACGACAAAAAUGA